Molecule: messenger RNA, 2400 nt
Organism: Setaria italica (foxtail millet)
Lineage: Eukaryota; Viridiplantae; Streptophyta; Magnoliopsida; Poales; Poaceae
Product: G-type lectin S-receptor-like serine/threonine-protein kinase B120
Exons: 8
Coding region: 301-2400 (699 amino acids)
Biological process (GO): protein phosphorylation; recognition of pollen
Molecular function (GO): ATP binding; protein serine/threonine kinase activity
Source: RefSeq, a predicted model, not a curated record
GACCGGCUUGUCCCAGGCAAGCCGCUCUUGCCCGGCACCACCAUCGUAUCUGAUGGCGGUGACUUCGCCUUUGGCUUCUUCUCCCCAUCCAAUUCCACUCCGGAGAAGCUAUACCUUGGCAUAUGGUACAACAAGAUCCCCCGGCUCACCGUGGUGUGGGUUGCUAAUCGGGCAACACCGGCCAUCUCCUCCUCAGCUCCUUCUCUUGUUCUGACCAACACCUCUCAUCUUGUCUUGUCCGAUGUCAAAGGCCGUGUUCUCUGGACAACCAAAGCCACCAAAGCUUCACCGAACGGCACAAUGCUAUGGCAAAGCUUCGACCAUCCGACUGACACUCUCCUCCCGGGUAUGAAGAUAUGGAGGAGCUACAAGACUGAUGAUGGCAACCGCCUUGUUUCUUGGAAAAGCCUAGAGGACCCCUCGCCAGGCACCUUCUCCUACAGUGGAGAGACAAAAUUAUUUCCGCAGAGCUUCAUCUGGAACGGUUCGCACCCAGUAUGGCGUAGCCAAGUAUGGACAGGGUACACGAUCAGUACUAGUCAGUACUACCAGCUGAACACUAGCAUUGUGGUAUACCUAGCAUGUGUUGAUACUGUCGAUAAGAUAUCCAUGGUCUUCACCGUGUCUGAUGGUGCACUACCCAUGCGGAUUGUGAUGGGUUACUCUGGCAGGUUAGAACUACGAGUUUGGAAUAAUAGAGUUUCAUCGGAGUGGGCAAUGCUUGGAAUGUCGCGGCCGGACUAUGAUUGUAGCAGGUACGGCUACUGCGGGCUCUCCGGUUACUGCGACUAUACAGAUGCUACCCCAACUUGCAAGUGCCUUGAUGGGUUUCAGCCCGUGGACAAGGAAGAAUGGAGCAAUGCCAGAUUCUCGCAGGGAUGCCAGCGAAAGGAGCCCCUUCGAUGUAGUGAUGGUUUCUUGGCGCUGCCAGACAUGAAGGUGCCUGACAACUUUGUGCGCAUUGGGAGAAAGACCUUCAAGGAAUGCGCGGCUGAGUGCAGUGGCAAUUGCUCUUGUGUGGCGUACGCUUAUGCGAGUUUGAAUGGCAGCACAUCAAAUGGCGAUGCGACGAGGUGCCUUUUGUGGAUUGGUGAUCAUCAGCUUGUUGACACGCAGAAGAUGAUGGCAGUACAUCCCUAUAGCACUGCUGGUGCCGAGAGUCAAGAGACGCUGUAUCUCCGAGUUGCAGGCAUGUCAGGUAAAAGGACAAAAAGGAACACACUAAAAGUUGCGCUACAAAUUUUAGCAGGUGCCGUUGUUCUCACUUCCAUUUUACUUAUAUGGGUCUGCAAGUUCAGAGCAGGAAGGAAAACAAAUACGGAAAAUCACAAGAAGCUAAUGCACGGAGGUUUUACUACUUCAGAUGAACUUGGAGAAGAAAAAACUACCAAUGAUUUUGAACUUCCAUUUCUGAAAUUCCAAGAUAUUCUUGUCACAACAAACAAUUUCUCCAGUACAUCUAUGAUUGGACAAGGAGGUUUCGGAAAAGUUUACAAGGGGGCAUUAGAAGGUGGUCAAGAGGUUGCUAUCAAAAGACUUAGUAGGGACUCUGAUCAAGGAAUUCAGGAGUUCAGAAAUGAAGUUGUUCUAAUUGCUAAGCUACAACACAGAAACUUGGUUCGACUUCUUGGUUGCUGCGUUGAGGGAGAUGAAAAGCUGUUGAUUUAUGAGUACCUACCUAAUAAAAGCUUGGAUGCUAUCAUUUUCAAUCGCGCAAGAAAUGCACCACUUGAUUGGCCAAUAAGGUUCAAGAUAAUCAAAGGAGUUGCAAGGGGACUUUUAUACCUCCAUAAUGAUUCAAGAUUGACAAUAGUUCAUAGGGAUCUCAAAGCUAGUAAUGUGUUACUAGAUGCAGAGAUGAGACCCAAGAUAGCUGACUUUGGUAUGGCAAGGAUCUUUGGUGAUAAUCAAGAAAAUGCUAAUACCAAGCGAGUUGUUGGGACAUAUGGUUAUAUGGCUCCGGAGUAUGCAAUGGAGGGCAUUUUCUCUGCGAAGUCUGAUGUCUAUAGCUUUGGUGUCCUACUUUUGGAGGUUGUGAGUGGUAUAAAGAUAAGCUCUGUUGAUCGUGUCCCAGGAUACCCAAACCUAAUAGUCUAUGCGUGGAACCUUUGGAAGGAAGGGAAAGCAAAAGAUCUGGUAGACAAAUGUAUUGUUGAGAACUGUUUACUAGAUGAGGCUUCACUUUGCAUCCACAUGGGGCUCUUGUGUGUGCAGGAAAAUCCUGAUGAUAGGCCAUUGACGUCUUCUGUUGUGUUCAACUUGGAGAAUAGAUCCACAACACUACCAACGCCAAAUCACCCUGCAUAUUUUGUACAGAGAAAUAGUGAUAUGGAGCAAAUGAGAGAAGACAUUGUGAAUUCUAAGAACACAAUGUCUCUUACAGUCAUGGAGGGGAGAUAG